CUCUCUUCCUGAUAUCAAGCUCAUUUAGCAACGCAUAAACGAAGAAAAAAUCCUUUAUUAUUAGAUUUACUAGCCAAGAAAGAGUCGCUCACAAUGGCUGACAACUCCAUGAACAAACAAAUAGUGCUCAUCACUGGCGGCAACCAAGGCAUCGGUUUUGAGAUUGUCAAGAAGCUUGUUGCGGAGCAGCCAACCUACCAUGUGCUCCUUGGCUGUCGCACUCUAUCAAGAGGAGAAGAAGCUAUAUCGAAGCUGCAGAACCUAACCGGCUCAGUUUCUCCCAUCGAAGUAGACGUCACUUCAAACGAUUCAAUCGCAGCUUGUGUGGCACAAAUUGAGCAUGAGCAUGGCAGGCUCGACGUGCUAAUCAACAAUGCUGGCAUUGGAAGGCAUGCAGUGGAAGAUCUGUCGAGCCUCAGAGCCAAAAUGUCUGCACUUUUCGAUGUCAAUGUGUUUGGCGUUAUGGAGAUGACAGACGCAGCUAUCCCCCUUUUGAAGAAAGCCGCUGACCAGGGCUCGGUACCGCGAAUUGUCUUUAUCACUUCAGAGAUGGGUUCUCUGGGGAAUACUCUUAAUCCCUCGUGGAAGUACUAUAAGAGCAAUACUUCUAUCCCGUACAAAUCUAGCAAGGCUGCCGCCAACAUGAUUGGGGCAUGCUAUUCGACAUUAUUUCAGAAGGAGGGCUGGAAGAUUAACUGCUGUUGUCCUGGGUUCCGUAAGACAGCAUUUAAUCACCACAUGCCUAAUGCUAUGGACGUGGAGGAGGGCGCUGUAAGGGCUGUGGAGUUGGCGACUCUCGAUAAAAAUGGCCCGACAGGGACUUUUAGCAACAUUGAUGGAACCGAGCCGUGGUGAAAGAGGUAACAACAGUAUAUUACCUCUUUAAGCAAGGUGUUCACGAACUGGUAGGUAGAGCGACUUAUAGCGAGAAAUUUAUCGAUGACAGCUAUUUACAAAGAAAUUUCGGUAUUA
Trichoderma asperellum CBS 433.97 is the source of this 972-nucleotide messenger RNA. RefSeq lists its product as uncharacterized. NCBI's taxonomy places the organism in Eukaryota, Fungi, Ascomycota, Sordariomycetes, Hypocreales, Hypocreaceae. Gene Ontology annotation, molecular function: oxidoreductase activity. Gene Ontology annotation, cellular component: cytoplasm. Gene Ontology annotation, biological process: secondary metabolic process. The record is from RefSeq and is a predicted model, not a curated record.